UGCGUGGAGUAGUGCUUAAGUAGGCUCGAGACGAGAGCGCCGACUCUUCCUCUACGUAACCCUUCAGGACCUAUGUCCGCUUCUUCCGCCCUACGAGGGGCUCACCACAAGCAAGCCCAGGGGGUAUCUAGCUGUAACAACACCAAGGAAACCAUCACGCGUGCCCCCGGGGGGACACCGGCGGAGCUAUGUUCGUCGAGAAAGUGCUCGCUGUACGCGUGACGGCAAUGGAUUCAAUCCUUUUCUCGUUUUGCUUAGCAGACACGGCUGCUGGGCGGGUAUCUACAACCUUGCUUGCUACCGUCCCGUCCAACCCCCUGUGUUCUUAGACAGAGAUGGCUAGAAGUAUAAAACGAGACGGUAGGUUGCUACCAUUGCAUUGUUGACAGCUAUCGUUUUCAGACACUUUUCGUUGCCGGUCCGUGUCUUCAUUUUAUACUAGGGCAGACAUAAAAUCUACGUAUCUCAACAAUAUAAACCAUUUAUGAGGAUAUAACAUUCGUGGCGCUCAUCAACACAAUGGCAACCAUUGUACCCAGAACCCUCCGAGUUGCUCUUUCGUUAAGCGGGCUCUCCAGAGGUACGCCAAGUUUCGCCUUAGGGGGUGCUAUAGUUCGUCGAGUAGCGGGGAUCGUGGCUUUAAGAACACCACAUGUACUUGAGAACCAGCUACGCUUUGCGUCAUCGCAGUCUCCCUCGUCACCCAAGGGUGAUGUUGUUGCACACAGCUUCUCUCCUCCCGCUAAGGGAAUAUUACCCGAAUUCAACCUACGCGGCAAGGUGAUCAUAGUUUCCGGCGGGGCUCAAGGGUUAGGUGUGGUACAAGCGGAAGCACUCCUAGAGGUCGGCGCCACAGUACAUGUGCUUGACCGGCAGUCAGAACCACCGGCUGGUUCACAGUAUCAGAGAAUAGCCCAACGGGCGAGGGACGAGCUAGGUACGGCGGUAUUCUACCACCAGGUAGACGUGCGGACGGGUGUCGACACCCUCAACUCUCUCGUGGAGGAAAUUGCUGAGAGGCAUGGUCGGAUUGACGGCCUUAUCGCGGCCGCGGGGAUUCAGCAAGAGACACCCGCUCUGGAGUACACCGCGGCAGACGCCGACCGCAUGCUAGGCGUUAACGUAACGGGAGUGCUCAUGACAGCGCAGGCAGUAGCCCGUCAGAUGACCCGUUUCGGAUCGAGCGGCAGCCUCGUCUUGAUUGCCAGCAUGAGUGGCACAGUUGCCAAUCGCGGUUUAAUAUGCCCAGUGUACAAUGCAUCAAAGGCAGCCGUGAUACAGCUGGGACGCAACUUAGCGAUGGAGUGGGGCCCCAAGGGGAUCCGCGUGAACACCAUCUCCCCUGGGUACAUCGUGACGGAGAUGGUGCAGAAGCUGUUCAUGCAGUUCCCGGAGCGCGAGACGGAAUGGCCCAAGCAGAACAUGCUGAACGCCCUCAGCAAGCCAGAAGAUUAUCGCGGUGCCGCCGUCUUCUUGCUUAGCGACGCCAGCCGGUUUAUGACGGGAGCAGACCUGCGGAUAGAUGGUGGGCAUGCUGCGUGGUAGAAACAGGAGACGUUCCUCAUCCGGAUCCCGAUGAAAGACGGGUUGCGAGGCCCAAAGAAAAGACAAGACAGGCGGUUUCGUAUAGCGGUGGAGUCUCACGGCAUUUUGAAGGCGAGGAUAUAUUUAAUAUAUCGAACUAUGCAGAUUAAUCCCUUAGCAUCUUUCACCUGUCUACUGCAUAAUAGCUGUUGUUUA
Messenger RNA from Xylaria bambusicola, 1740 nucleotides. RefSeq lists its product as uncharacterized. Gene Ontology annotation, cellular component: intracellular anatomical structure. The record is from RefSeq and is a predicted model, not a curated record. The transcript has 4 exons. The coding region runs from base 520 to 1545 and encodes 341 amino acids. Gene Ontology annotation, molecular function: oxidoreductase activity, acting on NAD(P)H, oxygen as acceptor. NCBI's taxonomy places the organism in Eukaryota, Fungi, Ascomycota, Sordariomycetes, Xylariales, Xylariaceae.